This is a messenger RNA of Micropterus salmoides (largemouth bass), 12156 nucleotides long. RefSeq names its product nucleosome-remodeling factor subunit BPTF-like. The record is from RefSeq and is a predicted model, not a curated record. Lineage: Eukaryota; Metazoa; Chordata; Actinopteri; Centrarchiformes; Centrarchidae. Gene Ontology annotation, cellular component: NURF complex. Gene Ontology annotation, molecular function: RNA polymerase II cis-regulatory region sequence-specific DNA binding. The transcript has 32 exons. Gene Ontology annotation, biological process: regulation of transcription by RNA polymerase II. Bases 244 to 10434 code for a protein of 3396 amino acids.
UCUGCUGUUUGUUCAGCCAGAGAGGCAGAGAAGAAGAAAAAUGGCGGCUCUAGGCGAACCUAAACGGGACGCCGGGCUAACGUUUUAGCUUUCACACCCGAAAAGACACAGGGGCUCCUCGGGUUUACUGCACCGUCUGAAUCCUCACCGGUCCAGCUUUGUAGGGGUGCCGUUUUCGCUCACGCCCGUGUAGGCUAAAUAAACGCAAACACUGGGAUAGUAAAAUAAUAGCUUUCGCUUAUCAUGAGAGGAAAGAGGGGCAGGCCGCCCAAACCGCUACAAGCCGAGGAGCCGUCCCCAGCUACUGCGCGGGGUUUGCGACCCAGGAGGAACCUGAAGCCCAGGUUGAGGGACAGCGGGGAUGAGGACGCCGAGAGCCCCACAAGGGAGACCACCAAGUCGGCCAAGAAGAGGAAAAGGGGAUCCGUCACGUCAACGCGGGGCAGGGGACGAGGUAGAGGUGGCGGCGGUGCGAGAGGAGGCAGAAGGGGUCGUGGAGGAAGGCGGACGGCUGCCUCCAAAACGGUGGUGUACGACGACCACGAGAGUGAAGAGGAGGACGAUGCUGUCAGUUUGAGGUCGGAGGAGGACGAGUUUGUUGAGGAGGAAUCUCACUCCGACGAGGACGAGGCCCUGAAAGAGGAGUCUGAUUGCCUUGAAGAUGAUGUGCUGGACGAGGAGGAGGAGGAUGAUGCCAGCUACUGUACAGAGAGUAGCUUUCGGAGUCAGAGCACACACGCCAGCACUCCGGGCAAGAAAAAAGUACGGGCUCCCCGACCUCGCACUCCCAUUCUGGAGGAGAAGGAGAUUCCUCCUCUUGAGCUUCCUGACACCUCUGAGGACCUCCUGGUGCCUAAUGAGGAACUGCUCAACGCCACCUCCAUCUAUGAGGUGCUACGGAACUUCAGCACAGUUCUGCGUCUCUCGCCUUUCCGCUUUGAGGACUUCUGUGCAGCAUUGGUGGGCCAGGAGCAGUGCACUUUAAUAGCAGAGACCCAUAUUUCCCUCUUGAAGGCCAUCCUACGUGAGGAGGACUCCUCCAAUACUACCUUUGGCCCCGCUGACCUCAAGGACAGCGUCAACUCCACUCUGUACUUUAUUGAUGGCAUGACGUGGCCUGAGGUGUUGCGGGCGUACUGUGAGAGCGACCGGGAGUACCAUCAUGUCCUGCCAUACCAGGAGGUGGACGACUAUCCCUACGGUCCAGUGGAAAAUAAGAUCAAGGUGCUACAGUUUUUGGUGGACCAGUUCCUCACCACGAACAUCGCCCGUGAGGAGCUGAUGUCUGACGGCAGUAUGCAGUAUGACGACCACUGCCGUGUGUGUCACCGCCUGGGUGACCUGCUGUGCUGUGAGACCUGCUCAGCAGUCUACCACCUGGAGUGUGUGAAACCACCACUGGAGGAGGUUCCAGAGGACGAGUGGCAGUGCGAGAUUUGUGUGGCACACAAGGUGCCCGGUGUCACAGACUGUCUGACAGAGGCGCAGAAGAACAGGCCCUACAUCCGCCAGGAGCCCAUUGGAUAUGACCGCCACCAGAGGAAAUACUGGUUCCUAAACAGAAGGAUUAUUGUCGAGGAGGAUGGAGAGCAUGAGAAGAAAAAGAUCUGGUACUAUAGCACCAAGGCUCAGCUGGAGGAGCUCAUGGAGUGCCUGGAUAAGGAGUACUGGGAGAUGGACCUGUAUGCCACCGUGGAGGAGAUGAAGGAGGAAGUGCAAGCUCACAUGGACAUCACAGAGGACCUCACCAACAAAGCCCGUGGAAACAAUAAACCCUACCUCGCUGCUGUCAACGAUGUGGUCACGGAGCGUCUGAAGGUCAGGCGGGAGGCACAGGAAGCAAAGAGGCGGGCAGCGAAGCAGGAAGCGGAGACGGGCUCUGUUAAGACAAUGGAGGACACUGCCGAGAUCACCUCGCAGCUCGACAAUGGAGAACACGCUGAGGCCAAGGAAGAUGCUAGGUCACAAGCAGCCACGGUUACUCCUGCUGCAGAGGAGAGCUCUGAUCCUAACCCCGGCUCGGCCAGCCGGGACGCAGCCUCUCCUAAAACGGAGUCCCUUGAACCUCAUAAGGAAACGCAGCCUGCUCGCCCUAGGAGCCAGGACAGUGGGGAGUCCCCUCCGUUGGCAAAGCAGGAAAGGAAAGAUGAUGAUGCGAAAGCAGAUGCUAUCAGUGAAGUCAAGCACCCUGACGAGUCGCAGACACAGACCCAGGAUCAGCCACAGCAGCAGUCAUCUCAACCAGAGGCGAGCAGCCAGGCUUCUGGAUGUGGAAGCCCCAGGAAACCAGAGCAGCCUGACCUGGCUGAUCGGACCUCUCGGUCCUCCUUCACCAGCCAGGAUGGGACAGAAGAGUAUAUCGAAAGGGUCAAGACUGAAAGAGGGCAAGCAGCAGGACCGGAAUCUACUAAUCUGACGCCAAGAGGCAGCAAAGAGUCCUCUCCUGUACGCUCUGAUGGUGACACGUCACGUCUCAGCUUCUUCAAAAGGGACCUGGCCGUGAAUUUGAACAACUUGUUCAAACUGGGUCAGGAGGGUAAAUACAGGGUAUACCACAACCAGUACAGCACCAAUGUCCUGGCCCUAAACAAACAUCAGCACCGCGAGGACCACGACAAGCGACGCCACCUCUCCCACAAAUUCAGCCUGACGACCACGUCGGAGUUCAAAUGGAACGGCUCGAUCUACGGUUCGCGGAGCCUGACUGUCUCCACCCUGCGUCUCACCAUAAUCCAGUUGGAGUCCAAUGUCCCGGGACCAUUUAUGCAUCCUAACUGGGCAUCGCACAGGACCAACUGGAACAAAGCAGUGCAGAUGUGCAGCAAGGCCAGGGAAUUUGCUUUGGCCUUGGCCAUACUGGAGUGUGCCAUCAAACCAGUGGUCAUGCUGCCCGUAUGGAAAGAUUCUCUUGGACACACAAGGCUACAUCGCAUGACCUCCAUGGAGCGGGAAGAGAAAGAGAAGGUGAAAAAGCGCGAGAAAAAACUGGAGGAUGAGGAGACACUGCAACAGGCCACUUGGGUGAAGUACACCAUCCCCAUCAAACACCAGGUGUGGAAGCAGAAGGGGGAGGAGUACAGAGUGACGGGGUAUGGGGGCUGGAGCUGGGUCAGUAAGACUCACGUGCCACGUUUUGUUCCAAAGCUACCAGGGAACACAAAUGUGAACUACCGCAAAGAUCUGGAGGCAGCUAAAAUGAGCAAGGAAAAUGCAGCAGCUUGCACAAAUAAGCAGAGAAAGUUGAUAGAAACUGAGAAGCGGGCUACUAAAAACGCAGGGGACGAUGAGAGUGAACAAGCAUCCAUCACUGUGCCAUCUCAGAGCACUUCACCCGAGGAGGACUGCAAAUCUCAGACCUCCAAAGAGGAAGAAAAAUCCAAGGAGGAGGAGCGGGGAAAAGAUGUAGAAGAGAAGCGAGAAGAUGAAAAAAUGGAGGUUGACCCAGAAACGGCUGCUUCAGGUGACGAGAAAGAUAAAGUUGAAAACGAAGGCCCUUUGUCACCAUCUGUGCAGCCUGUGAGGGAGGAACCAAUCCAGACAGAACAACCCAAGAAGGAGGAGACCACUGCAUCAAAGCCCUACUAUGACGUUGUUAACGUCAGUGAGGGCUUCCAGCUGCGGACAGCUUAUAAGAAGAAGGUGAAGCCUUCCAAACUGGAUGGGCUUUUGGAGCGCCGAGUAAAACAGUUCACCUUGGAGGAGAAGCAGAGGCUAGAGCGUAUGAGACAGGCAGCCCUGCUCUCCAAAGGGGCUGCCACAAAGCAGACGUCCGGGGUUAAGACUGAGGGAUCCACAUUAGGCAAACAGCAACCUGCUGUGACCCCGUAUGUUAAAGAAGAGAAGGAGGAGAGCCUUCAAGUGAAAGACCACGUGGUUAAAAAGCUCCACUUUGAGCAGGAGCAGUCGGAGAUAAAGGCAGACAACUUGGAUGUCAAAUCAGAAACCACAGUACCCAACCACAGCAAACAGACAGAGGGGAAUUCUGUGCAGGGGAACGGUGAGGAGGCCUUAGCUCACAAAGAAGUGAAUGGAGGACCCCUAGCAAGCACUGAGCUCAACAGUAAAAACAAUUGUAUAUCAGAUGCAAUAGAUAUCAAAGAAAAAACACAAAAGCCAGAGGUGGCUCGAGUGGGAGAGAAUGCUAAAAAGCGUGGGUAUGAGGAAAUUGAGCAAGGCAGUGAAAAGAGUGACACAGAGAGCAUGGAGGUAGACCAAAGCAAGUCUAGUCCAGUGCAGGUGAAUGGGAAAGCUAGUGAUGCCACCCCUGCGGACUCAGACAUCAACUUAGACUCAGCCAGUCGAGUCCAAGGUGAUAUUAAAGAGCCUCUCAAGUCUCUGAUGAAUGGAAACCUCUUGCAAAACGACGUCUCUGAAAUAUGUCCACCUGCCCUGAAAGUCCCGAAAUUAGAAAAUCAUGUAGCAGAGAAAGGAGAGACUCUCAAUAAGAAUGUGGCCAUGAACAGUGAGGGGACAGUACCUGCUAAGCUUCCACCUUCAAGCCCAUCUUGCCUGAAUAGUAAUAGUACAGACAAUAACAGUAGUAGCGAAGGUUUGAAGACUUCCAUCACCACUAACACCACCAUCACCACAGAGUCUCAAAGUGCCCCGACAACUGACCUAUCCAGUCCUGUUCCCACUUCCUCUACCACCCAGCCCAGCUCCAGGGCAAGUGUCCCCCAGAAGGCAAAAGUCCCAGUCACUGACACCAAGAUGGGCACUUCUGGUUCAACAACAACCAGCUUCAUGACUAUUAGUAAAGAGUAUUCCACCAGAGACCGAGUGAGCCUUCUCAGGUUCUCCAAAUCCAAGAAGGCCCGCUCAGGGACAGCCCUACCGUCCUACCGCAAGUUCGUCACCAAGAGCAGCAAGAAGAGCAUCUUUAUCCUGCCCAAUGAUGACCUGAAGAGGCUGGCGAGGAGGGCAAGUAUCCGAGAGGUGCCCAUCUUCAACUACAACGCCAAGCCUGCCCUGGAUAUAUGGCCCUACCCUUCACCUCGGCCCACGUUUGGAAUUACAUGGAGGUACCGUCUCCAGACUGUGAGGUCACUGGCAGGGGUCAGCCUGAUGCUGAGGCUGCUCUGGGCCUGCCUGAGGUGGGAUGACAUGGCUGUAAAGCCCUCUGCUGCUGUAGGGACUACUCGGAAAGAAACUACAGACACAGACAUCACCACAACAGAGAUUAUAAAACGGAGGGAUGUGGGGCCUUACGGCAUCCGCUCAGAGUACUGCAUCAGGAAGAUCAUCUGUCCCCUCGGAAACAGAGACACUCCCAAAGAAACCCCUACUCCACAGAGGAAAGGCCUGCGCUCAAGCGCCUUGAGGCCCAAGAAGCAGGAGCCAGCCAAGCUGACGGGGCCCGUUGCUGUGGAGACAUGGGUGCCUGAAGAGGACAUGGAGCUGUGGGAGAUCAGGGCGUUUGCAGAAAGAGUGGAAAGAGAGAAGUCACAGGGUCUCGAUCCCUCCAAGACCGGCAGUAGUCUGAAGACGGCAGAGGAUGUGAAGGCCCAUUUGGAGAAUCAGCUAAAACAAGCCAGACAGGCGGCACAGCAGAAACGUCUGGAACCGCUGAGACAGAGUACUACUGCCAACACUUCCACAACAACAACUACCACCACCUCAGCCAACACUCUCAACACUCCCAGUACCCCAGCAUCCACGGGCCAGAGAACAGGUCAGGCCACACCUGGAAGCAAGAUGGUCCUCGCCUCCAAACUGGGCUCUCCAGUUUCCUUCCAGCAAGACAAAAACUUCCAUCAGUCUUUUGCUUCCUGGGUAAAGCAGGGUCAGACCAACAACAGCUCAGCCUCCACUGGCUCGGUGGCCACCGUGGCUAGCAGCAUCACCACCACAGAGCAAACCUUCCAGAUCGCUGGCAGCCCAGUGACUGUGGCUGGCCAGGUCCUCGCCGCCAAACUCCCGCUGCCCGCUAACAGCAAGAUUGUCACGCUGAACAUGCCCACCACUCAAGGAGGUGUAGUCCAACAGAAAGUCCUGGGCAUAUUCCCCUCUGGGCCCCCUGCAAACCUUAGGACCUACAGCACACUACAUCCCACAACUGGCAACAUCAACCUCAGAGCCACCACCUCUGCCUCAACUACCCAGCAACAGGCUGUAACAGCAGGAGGCCACACACAGCCUGGCAUGACGAUGAGCCAGUCGCCUACCCCGUCUACCUCCAUGGGCACAGCAGUGGUCAGAAGUCCAGCGUUGCCUCAACAAGGCCAACUUCAGCAGGCUGUGACCCAGAUGGGCAGUGGUCAGCCUGGACCCACGGCUGGACCUGGUUCUACACCUGUGCAGACGACUGCAGCUCAGAGAGCAGCGGGUGCUGCCCCAUCGCCUCAUGCAGCCACCACAGCACCUGGGCAGCCACCUGUAGCUUCCUCCCAGACCAACAGACCACAGCAGGGUCAAGUUAAACUCACUAUGGCACAGCUCAUGCAGCUAACACAGGGUGCUCAGGGUGGAAACCCAGGUCUGACAGUGGUGAUCCAGGGUCAGGGCCAGACCCAGGGACAGCUACAAAUCAUCCCACAGGGUGUAACGGUCAUCCCUGGUCCUGGUCAGCAGCUAAUGCAGGCUGCAAUGCCCAAUGGCCAGGUGCAGCGCUUCCUCUUCAGUCCCAUGCCUCCAUCCUCAUCAGCUUCACCACUCACUACUGCUACCCCUACGAAGCCUGCCGUGGCGCACACCCAAGGUCCAACCCAAGUCCACACAACUCCGUCAGCCCUGGCCCAAACCCAGAUGUCUGCCCCUAUACCAGCCCCAACACACAUGCCACGUUUGGCCCCCACUCCAGCCUCAGUCCCUGCGCAAACCCAAGUUGCAGCUCAGGCUUCAUUGCAAACACAAGUUGCAGCCGCUACCCCAUUAUCAGCCCCAGCACAAUCUCAAAUAUCCACUCCUGUGCCUGCCCUGCCACACGUUGCAGCCCAGGCCUCAACACAGGUUUUAUCCUCCACACCAGCCUCUGUCCCUGCACAACCCCAAGUGGCAAGACCUGUGCUUGCCCCAGCACAAAACGUAGCUUCAGCUAUGGUGCAAAACCAAGUCUCCACCCUCACCCCAGGCUCAUUCCCUACACAAACCCAAACUGCAGUGUCGCUACCUGUCCCAGGACAAGUUGUACCUCAGUCCCAGAUCCAGACACACGCCUUCAGCCCUGCCCCAGCCUUAACCUCAGUACCUGUCCAGAUGCAUGUUACCGCUCCUGCCCCUGCUUUAGCCCCUGUCUCAGGCUUGUCUAACAACACCCAAAUGCCUGUCUCAGCCUCUCUUCCCUCACCUGUCCAAGUUCCAACCCCUGCUCUUGCUCCCGUCUCUGCUCCUGUAAUAGCUGUUGUGUCCACCCAAAUUGCAGUUCCAUCCCUAGCCAAAGCUCCAACCCAAAUCCAAGCCACAGCUCCGGUUCCCCUUCACGCUGCUGUGGCCAAUGCUGUUGUCACACCAGUCACAGCCACCUCCACAACACCUUCAGUGCCAGCUCUGACAGAGCAGAGGGCAGCUCAGCCCCAGGUUUGGACUCCGGGCUCAUCUCAAGCUCAGACUCCAGUUCAGCCAGCCCAGAAGGCUGUAGCUCCCGUUCAGACACCUGCGCUGGCCACUGUACCCGCCUCUGCCCCCGCAUCAGUCUCCACACAUUCAUCCGUUACCCCUCUGCCUCAACCAUCUCUUCCUCCUCAAGCUCAAGUACAAGUCCAGCACCCUACCGUUGUAUCCGUGCAGCAGGUGUCUCAAAUUCCAGUCUCAGCAGUGCAGGUUCAUAUGGCGGGAUUACCGGUCUCCUCUGUUGUUACUACUGUGAGACCCACGCAGCCUCAAUUCCAACCCCAAGCCCAUACUCCACUCCAACCCCAGCGUCAAGCCCAAAUCUGUGCACAGAUUCAGGUCCAGCCCUAUGGCCAAGUCCAGCAAAUGCCACAAAUUCAGGCUCAAGCAGCGCAUAUCCAGGCCCAAGCACAAGCCCAAAACCAUCCCCAGGUCCGUGUUCAGUUCCAGCCACAAACUCAGCAACCACCCAAAGCCCAGUUACAACCCCUUGCUCAAAGUCAACCUCAGGUGCAGUUUCAGUCCCAGACCCAAACCUUGCCCCAGGUCCAGGCCCCAGCACAGGCCCAACUCCAAUCAAGAGUCCAACCUCAGUACCACCCCCAGGUACAAGCUCCAUUUCAAACACAGGCUCAAACCCAACCCCAGGCGCAGCAACAGCCUCAGGUCCAACCUCAACCCCAGGUUCAGUCUCAGGCCCAAACUCAGCUACAGCCCCAGAUCCAAACCCAUCUUCAUCCCCAGGUUCAGGUCCAGUUCCAGCAACAGAGCCAGGUUCACUCACAACCUCAGGCCCAGCAGCAACCCCAGGUCCACACUCAGUCACAGGUGCAAACUCAAGUCCAGACCCAGACCCAUUUUCAAGUCCAGUCACCGCAGCAGACCCAGGUCCAGCAACAGCUUCAGGUACAAGCCCAACCCCAAGUCCAAGCUAAGGUCCAAGUCCAGUUCCAGCCUCAGAACCAAUCUCAAGUUCAAGCACAGCCUCAGCUUCAGGUCCAGUCUCCAAUCAGGCAUCAGCUCAUCACCGUUCCAGGCCUCCAACAGCCGGUCCAGCUACUCUCAGCUCUGCCACCCCAUGUUGCUGCCCAGAUCCAAGCCCAGAUCCAGGCACAGGCACAGCAGCAGGGAGGCACUGUUCCCCAGCAGAUCAAACUUCAGCUGCCUAUCCAGAUCCAGCAGACAGGGGGGCAAAUUCAGGCCCACCAGAUCCAGAACAUGGUGACAAUACAGACGCCAGCGAGCGUCCAGGAGCAGCUCCAGAGGAUGCAGCAGCAGCAGCAGCAGCAACAACAACAACAACAACAACAACAAAAACCAAAGAAGAAGAAACAUCAUGAGGCUAAAAGGGAACAGAAAGAGCAGAAUCUGCAGGCUGUCAGCCCUGGGGAUGGCAUCCAAAAACAGGUGGUGGUGAAGCAGAAUGCUACAGCAGAACAGCUGAAACAGAGGAAGAGCCUGGCUGCAGCUGAGCGAGAGGAGAACCAGAGAAUGAUUGUGUGCAACCAGGUGAUGAAGUUCAUCCUCGACAAGAUUGAGAAGGACGAGAAGCAGGCAGCUAAGAAGAGAAAGAAGGAGGAGGUGGUGGAGCAGAAACGCUCCAAACAGAAUGCCACCAAGCUGACUGCCCUGCUGUACAAGCACAAAGAACAGCUGAAGGCUGAGAUCCUGAAGAAGAGGGCCCUGCUGGACAAGGAGCUGCAGCUGCAAGUACAGGAGGAGCUCAGGCGGGACAUUGCCCGGCUACAGAAAGAAAAGGAGAAAGCCAGAGCUGCUAUCACCCAGGCUGCUGCUGCAACGGUCAAGGCAGCCGCUUCCCACUCCUCCCAUCCUUCUCACUCUACACAUUCCUCUCAUAGUUCUCACACAAUUCCCUCACCGUCCCCGUCCCAUAAACGGAAGAGGGAGGAGGAGAGAGACAAAGACAGAAACAGAGACAGGGACAGGCAUCACGACAAGGACAAGAAACGGGACAGGGACAAGGACAGAGACAAAUAUAGAGACAAAGACGAGGAUCGAGAGAGGGAGAGGGACCGAGAGCGGGACCGACAUCGGGACAAGGACAGAGAUAGGGACAGAGACAAGGACAGAGAUAGGGACAGAGACAAGGACAGAGAUUCCAGCUCAUUAAAACACAAGAAGAAGAAGAAGUUCUCUUCUACCUCAAAGGAUCACAAGAAGGACAGUAAAUUGUACUGUAUCUGCAAAACGCCCUACGACGAGUCGAAGUUUUACAUAGGAUGCGACCUGUGCUCCAACUGGUUCCACGGCGCCUGUGUUGGCAUCACAGAAAAAGAGGCCAAGAAGUUGGAGGACUUUGUGUGUAAUGACUGCAAACGUGGCCAGGAGGGAGCAAGCAAUGAGGAGUUAUACUGCAUCUGCCGGACACCAUAUGACGAAUCACAGUUUUACAUAGGCUGCGACCGCUGCCAGAACUGGUACCAUGGGCGCUGCGUGGGCAUCCUGCAGAGUGAGGCCAAUCACAUCGACGUGUACGUCUGCCCGCAGUGUCAGUCAACUGAAGAUGCCAUGACAGUCCUCACGCCGCUCACUGACAAAGACUAUGAGGGGUUGAAAAGAAUAUUACGCUCGUUACAGUCCCACAAAAUGGCUUGGCCUUUCCUUGAACCAGUGGAUCCCCACGACGCACCGGAUUAUUAUCGCGUAAUCAAGGAGCCAAUGGACUUUUCCACAAUGGAAACCCGUUUGCAAAAGCGACAUUACCACAAGCUCACAGAGUUCGUGGCCGAUGUGACCAAAAUCUUUGACAACUGUCGCUAUUACAACCCCAACGACACGCCCUUCUUUCAGUGUGCCGAGGUGCUUGAAGCCUUCUUUGUACAGAAGCUUAAAGGUUUCAAAGCGAGCAGAUUGUCAGAUUCUUAAGUGGGCCAGUCUAGCUGGAGUCUGGACUGGAUGCUGGGGUCUCUAGUAAUAAUGACACGGGAACUUUCUAUUUCCAGAACAGUAAAAAUAUUGAUCACUAAAGAAAAGAAUAACACGAGAACAAACACCAAAUGUGCUUUCAUGUGUAUGCCUCCAAUUGAACAUUUUUGGUAACCAUUGUAAUAUUCAGUUUAAUCACAGAAUGGCAGCCAUGUUGACGUGUUCAUCAUGUCAUUGAGGGACAUGCUUUCUUCUCAUCGUUUCCCUAAAUCGGGCCAUUUCUAACAAUCCAUCCCAGUAGCUAUGAUGUUUUCAGUGGGAUUUUAAAUGCAUUUUAGGUUCCUAACUUGGAUCUAUUUUCUGUCAUACAUCUCAGUUGGAUUGGAUUAUGUGUUGACCUUACCAGUUAUAAAAAAGAAAAUAUAAAGCUGCAUAUUUUAUUAUAGAGAUAUUUAUGAGAGGUUUUGUAUGUUACAUCCCUUUGAGUUUGAUUUAACUGGUUGUUAAGAUGGUUGUCUUGAAUGUACAGACGUUUUAUCAUGUACAGUGGUUGUACGAUGUAUCUGAAUCUGUAUUUGAAUGUUUUAAAUAAUUAUGAAGCAAAUCGUUUUAGAUAGUAUUAUUUUAUGAGACUAAAAUGUAAACCUCAUCCUGUUCCCCGCGUCACAAAGUAACCUCAGUUUGUAGUUGUGGAAGAUCUCUUCAAUAAUAAAGGCAUUCCCAGUAAAUGACACCAACACGGCUGCAGGAUCCUCUGCCGACCCCUUUGCAUCGUCUGUCUGUCUGUCUGUCUGUCUGUCUGUCUGUUUCUGUCGAUGUCACAACAAGAAACAAAAUGCGAAGGGCUCUCAACUUUCCCUUCUCUCCGUAUUCUGUAGGUCUCAUAACAACAAGCUACAGUGUUCUUCGGCCUCUUAGAAAGCGUCGCACAUUGCUCAAACAAAAUGCACUUGCCAAGAAUAUGGCUUUUCUGAACUGUAACUCUGUGACAGACUCUGCCUCAUCCUGUGUUUGGGAUCUGCUCCUCCUGACUGUCGGUGCAACCAGCACUGCUGCUUUCACAGAACUGUUCAGGCAGAGCUGCCUUCUGCCCAUUUGAGCUCUAAGGGACCUUUUUUUGGACCUGUCUUCAUCAGUGGGACUGUACUGAGGAGGGCAAACAACUGAGGCAUUUCAGAAGAAAGUUUACCUCGGAGGAAAGACUCUUAAGGAGCUCUCAUAUUUCCAUGGUCUUUAUUUUUUUUUUUUAUCUCAGUCUUUUUAUUUUAUUUUCUUUCUUGUUAAAACCCCCCUCAGGCCAUCUUUGUGGUCAUCAUGUCCAAUGAGAAAUAGGAAAUUGAAUACUGACAUACAAUGGCUGAGCAUAAUGUAUCAAGAGUUUUGUGUUUAAAUUCAGAUAUCACAGUGGAACAACUUUUUCUCUCCCAUUUCCACUCAUUGUUAAGUCUGAAGUAGCAUGAAAGACAGUUGUACUAAAUAUCUGGACAUCGGUAGUCUGCUUGGUUAAACUUCUAUAACCUACUGAAAGUACGUUAAUAAGCUAUUGUAAAUGAUUUGCUCCGCAGUAGUGACUGACUGAGAAGGAUGAAACAAUGUAUUUGAAGUUUCCUGCCCUGUUUGUAAAAAUUUGUCAGAUUUUGACUGGAUUUCUUUUUCUUUUUUUUGUAUUACAUCUGAAGAAAUAUUGAUGUAUAUGGAACUUAAUAAAAUGGAAAAGACUGA